AUGCUCGACGACUAUGUUGAGCAUGCUGGGCUGCCCGGUCUCCCACACGCACCAGCAUCCCUGCCGCAGGUGCAGUACGAGGGCUUCGAGCCAAUGCCUUACGAGGAUGAGGCAGUGGUAGAAGGUCUUGGAGCAUCAGUUGAGGCUGCAGCACCUGCUGCGCCGCUCUUCGAACUCGGUCGUGUACAGUACACACUGCCCGCGCCGCUACUGGCCCUUGCGGUUUCGUCCGACGUGCUCACCAUGGGACUCGCCAACAACGUCGUUGUCCAAAUCGAACUCUCGCGCUCCGAGCAGGUCGUCAGGAUCCAGAUUCCUCGCAAGCCGACCGAGUUCUCCGUCUACAAACUCUUCCUGGACCCGUCGGGGAGGCACCUCGUUGUGACCUCCCUUCAAGGAGAGAACUGGUACCUCUACAGAGGAUGGAAGAAACCACGGCAGCUCAAGUCGUGGAAGAUGGUCGUCGAGAGCAUUGCUUGGAACAAGGCUGCGCUGCUUUCCUCCUCCCACUCUACCUCCACGCGUGAGAUGCUCGUUGGCACCAAGAGUGGUGCGGUCUUCGAGGCAGUACUCGACGCUGAGGAAGACUUUUUCAAGUCGCAGGAGAGGUACCUACAGCCGGUUUACAGCCUUCCGGAACGUCAGCCUGUCACUGGUCUCAAGUUUGACUUCUUCCCGCCCUCGGACCCACGGAAGGCCCAUGUCAUUAUCACCACGCCGACGAGAAUAUACCAGUUCGUGGGAGUACCCGACAGGAAAGGCGACGACGGGGGGAGGGUAUUCCUUGGCUUGUUCGCGAGUUACAGGGAUUCGGCACCGACGAUCUCUGAGCUUCCUGGCAGUAUCGACCAUUCGGAACUCCACACGUAUGGCUCCAAUGCGGAUCAAGCACACUCCUUGCCUGAGUACCUCGGAUGGAUGACUCAACCUGGCAUUUAUCAUGGGGCGCUGAACUAUGAGUCCACCUCUGACGAUCUCAUCGACGGUGCUCAAUUACUGCCUUAUCCGAGUGUCAUGGCCUCAGGAAUGCCGCUGUCGAUAGCGUUAACCGAGUUCCAUUUCAUGCUCCUCUACAGGGAUAGGAUUAUCGGCAUCUCGAAUCUCAAUGAACAAUUGACAUACGAAGAAAUGCUGCCCCUGAAACCCAACGAGGAGAUCCGCGGAGUGACUGCAGAUCCUGUGCGGAAGACGUACUGGGUAUACACGGACCAAUCGCUGUUCGAACUCGUGGUCACGAAUGAGCAUCGGGACGUGUGGAAGAUUUACUUGGAGAAGGGCAAGUAUGACUUGGCCCUCCAGUAUACCACAACGGCAGCACAACGAGACCACGUCAUGUCGGCUCAGGCGAAGGCAUUCUUCGAUGAGGGACGAUAUUUCCAGUCUGCACAGUGCUAUUCUCAGUGCUCGGUCAGCUUCGAAGAAGUGACUCUCAAGUUCCUCGAUGUUGGCGAGAAGGAUGCACUUCGCUCAUACAUCACGUCUCGCUUGGAACGUACCAGAAAGACGGACCUGUCCCAAAGGAUGAUGCUCGCGACGUGGCUGGUGGAGUUCUAUCUCAGCAAGUGCAACGAACUCGACGACCUCAUUGCGUCAGAGUCGGUGACCCAUGACGUUGACAACCUGCAAGCCGAACGUGCCAUUUUGGAGGACGACCUACGUCAGUUCUUCCAGACAUACAAGGCGAAUUUGGAUCCCAGGACGGUGUAUGAUAUGAUCCAAGGGCACGGACGGACCGAUAUGUACCUUCACUACGCAAUAGUUGUAGGUGAUUACGAAAGAGUGGUCGAGCAUUGGGUUCUCGAAGAAAAUUGGACUAAAGCCAUCGAUAUCAUCGCCAGACAGGCAAAUCUGGACUUGUACUAUCGCUUCGGCCCUGUUCUCAUUCGCCAUGCGCCAAAGGAGACGGUCGAGUCUUGGUUACGGCAGCCAUCCCUCGAUCCCAUCCGCCUCAUCCCUGCAUUGCUACAACUACAACACACACCCCGCGAUCCCCUCUCCCCAAACCAGGCCAUCCGUUACCUCAACCACGUCAUCUUCGAACAGGGCAACACCGCGCCCACUAUCCAUAACCUCAUCGUCACUUUCCACGCUUCCCCUUCUCCUCAGUCAUCGUCCAGCUCCUCCGGGGCAACCCACCCCGACGACGAUGCACCCCUGCUGCGUUUUCUGUCGUCGGCACCGUCAGACGCUCUCACUGGCAAGCCAUACUACGACCUGGAUUACGCACUACGGCUAUGCAAGCAGGCUGGCCGCACACAGCCUUGUGUGCAUAUCUACUCCAAGAUGGGCCUUUACGAAAGCAGCGUCGACCUUGCGCUCGAGAAGGGCGAUCUGGAGCUGGCGAAGAUCAACGCGGACAUGCCCGAGGAUGACGACCAGCUACGGAAGAAGCUCUGGCUGAAGAUCGCGAAAUACGUGGUUCAGGAUAAGCAAGACAUCAAGAUGGCCAUGCGGUUCCUCGAGAAUACCGAGCUGCUGAAAAUCGAAGACAUUCUGCCCUUCUUCCCCGACUUCGUUGUCAUUGACGACUUCAAGGACGAGAUCUGUACCGCCCUCGAGGACUACUCGGCGCACAUCGACACAUUGAAGGCAGAGAUGGAUGAAGCAACUCGCAACGCUGAAGCCAUCAAGCAGGACAUUGCAGCACUGCAGAAGCGCUUCAUCACCAUCGACUCUACAGAGCAAUGCUCUGUAUGCCAUCAGGCGCUCUUCACAAGACAGUUCUACGUCUUCCCGUGCCGACAUACCUUCCACGCUGACUGUCUCAUUGGUCUUACGAAGGAGUAUCUUCCUGCGCACGCACUACGGCGUAUCGUCAACCUGCAGACGGAACUCAUGAAGUUGACGCAGAAAGGCGCAUUGGACCGGACCAACAGUAUGAACCCCUCAACUGCACCUCGACAACCUACGUCACAGCGAACACUCUUGUCCGCCAACUUCGGCGUUGGUCAGAACGGCACUCGCGGUGCUGCCUCGCUCGGGCGCAAUCUCCUGUCCGCCGGAGAUCGCCUGCGAGACCUGAUCAUUCCGGACGCACUCGCCAGCGUAGUCACUGCGCCUGCUGGCUGGAUACCUGGCAUCGGAACUGGUGCCACGAAGCGCGUCGGUGGCGAGAAGGAUGCGGCCAAGAUCGAGCGAAUGCGCAAGGAGCUGGAAGACGUACUCGCUGCCAGCUGUCCGUUGUGCGAGAGCGUCGUCGCUGGUCUGGACAGGCCGUUCGUACAGCUGGGAGAAGUGGAUUCGAGCUGGACAUUAUGA
Rhodofomes roseus is the source of this 3258-nucleotide messenger RNA. Its product is annotated as Pep3/Vps18/deep orange family-domain-containing protein. The transcript has 11 exons. The coding region runs from base 1 to 3258 and encodes 1085 amino acids. The record is from RefSeq and is a predicted model, not a curated record. NCBI's taxonomy places the organism in Eukaryota, Fungi, Basidiomycota, Agaricomycetes, Polyporales, Fomitopsidaceae. Gene Ontology annotation, biological process: vesicle-mediated transport; endosome organization; intracellular protein transport. Gene Ontology annotation, molecular function: protein-macromolecule adaptor activity. Gene Ontology annotation, cellular component: endosome; HOPS complex.